CCUAGCCCAACCCGUACUUUGCCCUUAGAUUCCACCACAGUGCUAACCCAGGUACGUAGCAAUGUAUACUUUCUCCUCUUCGCCUCCACGCACGGGCUACAAGCCUCGACUGGCGAUCUCCAUGGGAACCGGUCCGCUCGCCGCAGGAGAGGGUGCCGCGCGAAGUUAGGGUCACGUACCAUGGAAUUUUGGUCCGCAUGCUAUCUGACACAGUAUGCUACGAGGAGUCGCCAAGCAUGUGGUCAAGUGGGCAGUGCACGCGAGAGAGUCGAGGCGUGCGUGAAGAUGAAGGGCGGCGGCAGAGGUCAGGGGGCGGUGCGGAGGCCUGGCAUACAGAUGAACUUUGGUUUUGCGUUAAUAAAUCUGGUAGUGAUACUUGGUGAACGAUUUUGUAGCAGUUGCCGGACAACUUUAAGGAACGGGUGUUCAUGUACAGAGACCAGAUGGGUCACAGGCGGAGCAGAGAGCAAGAGGGCCAACAUCUUGCAUCAAUUUCACAUCACUCAUGGCCAAUCAUUCCAAAACUACAGUCUUUUUGAUCGGGCAGGUGAGGAAGCCCAAUUCCUUGGUGUUACCAAGCAUCGAUCAGGCAUGGCACACCGGUCUGGCCUUCGAGAGCCCCAAAUUAUCAUAGAGGCCCCGUGGCGGACUCCAACUCCUGGGAAUAUGCCUUGCCAAUUCGCCUUUCGCCGAUUCUAUCUUGCGUCGCUAUCCAUUGGGCCUCGAUUGUUCGGUCACGCGGGACCUGAAACGCGUGCAAUGCUCCCCCAGCGCAUGUUCCACGGGCUUAGAAUAUUCUCUAACAAGUACUUUACGAUGGAAUUCGUUCCAUCUGCAUCAGUUAUGGCCGUAUCUGUGGCCAGCCUGAUGGACAUUGUCUCUGUUGGUACCCAAAUCGAUAUCAUCUUAUUGACUGUCGCUUCUAAUCUAGGUUCUGCCGGUAAAGAUGCGCUGAUCAUGUCUCGAGAGCUGCGUUCAUUUUGCUCGACCAUUCGGAAUCUCAGCACUACUAUAGCCAUGCUCAAAGACACCCAUCAGCUAUCGCAGAUCUCAAACACGGUGUUCGAGAUGACAGUGGUGUCGCAAGAAAUCUUCACGGAAAUUCUUGAUCUCGUCGCAGAUCUUCGACGCGAACAGUCGAGCCAGACGGGCUCAAAUAAGAAGCUUGCCGCUAGAUUUAUGCUAUCUUUUGGCGAGCAUGAUUCUACGUCACGUUUUGGCCAUCAGAGUCACGUCGCUCCGCCACCUCUAGAGGAAUUGACACUACAAUAUCAGGCCAGUCUCCAAGACCUAGACGUGGCUCGCAUUGCGACGGAAGGCAACGAUAGCGACGAAUAUCCCGAUUCCCAAGCCCCUUUCGAUCAAAUUGUCGACACUCAAGUGGCUGGAGAGACAGCAGCGCUCCCCCAAGUCGACGCCUUAAUUGUCAAUCUGCGCGAAAAGGUACGGAAUAUACGUCCCUCGAUUUCAAAUGGCUAUCAUCCGACUACAGCAAACAUUAACAGCUCGCUGUUGGCACACAGUAUUCGCAUAUCGCAACACCUCGGAAUAGAGAUAAAUCCAACCCCUACCUUCCAAAAUCUGUAUCAGUUGUCCCAGAACAUAGGUGUAUUUGGCUUUGAAGCCAAUAAUGCAACCCAAAAGACAGAAUCUCCGACAAUGACUGAUCUCUUCGAGGAAAUGAACACUUGGCCAGGGAUACCCUGGGAGAAUACCGCGGACACCGUGGAAAUAUUCCAGUCAUUUAAACGAUUAUGCAUUGCCAUUAACCAUAGCGCAAAAGAAUCCUUGUUUGUAGACUGGUUUUCACGGGCUACCAAAGCUGUUUCGAAUGCUCCUUCCCAUCUGCAGCUAUUAUAUAUCGAUCGGAUUGUGCUAAAGCUGCGGAGAUGUGAGAGAGAGACACGAGAUCGAGCAGCAACCGUGGACAUGAACAUCCCCAUGUGCCUCAGAGUAUCAAUGAACGAUACAUGUGAGGAAGUCCUCGCUGCUUCUUUAGAAGAACACGAAGUUAUAGGCCCGACUGCAGAUUUUAGCCUGCACAUUGUGUAUGGCGAUACAGAAAGAUCUCUGGACCGGAAAGAAAGACCCCUCGUAUCAUUCAAAAAGCUUGAAGAGCAAGGCAGCGAGCCAAUGUUCAGAAUACGACUUCAUGGUAACCAAUAUGCGGACUGUACGACGGUAAUGCUGGACAGUGGCAGCACUGCACGGGUAAAAACACCCGUUCGUUAG
Molecule: messenger RNA, 2232 nt
Organism: Truncatella angustata
Lineage: Eukaryota; Fungi; Ascomycota; Sordariomycetes; Amphisphaeriales; Sporocadaceae
Exons: 4
Coding region: 181-2232 (683 amino acids)
Biological process (GO): signal transduction
Source: RefSeq, a predicted model, not a curated record